Molecule: messenger RNA, 1018 nt
Organism: Triticum aestivum (bread wheat)
Lineage: Eukaryota; Viridiplantae; Streptophyta; Magnoliopsida; Poales; Poaceae
Product: auxin-responsive protein SAUR32
Exons: 1
Coding region: 295-690 (131 amino acids)
Biological process (GO): response to auxin
Source: RefSeq, a predicted model, not a curated record
GCGCCCCCGCCCCCUCCCGGACCAGACGCACCCAGCGCAGGGCACGCACGGGCAGAUCGAGGCAGGCAGGCAGGCACAGGCGCCGUAGCCGAGACCGGGAACCCCGACGGGCCAAGCACCACCACCGCCACCAACCCUAGCUACCCAGUCGACGGCCGCCAUGCAGCAGCGUCCAGCGUGCCGCCGCCCCGCGCUCUGACGCCCGCCGUCGGACGCCGGUCGCCGUCGUGGUCUAGCGAGCGAGAGAGCGUUUCUUUCUUGGUACAGGGUAGGGUGUUGUGAAGAUCAAGAUAUAUGGGCGUGAGCCUGCUGAGGAAGCAGCACUCGUCGGCGGCGGGGGGCUCGAGCGGCGGCUCGUCGAUGCCGCCCAAGGGGUGCAUGGCGGUGCGCGUGGUGGGGCCGGGCGGCCGCGCGGAGGAGGAGGAGCGGUUCGUGGUGCCGGUGGGCUACCUCAAGCACCCGCUCUUCGUGGGCCUCCUCAAGGAGGCCGAGGAGGAGUACGGCUUCCAGCAGCAGGGCGCCAUCACCAUCCCCUGCGGCGUCGACAACUUCCGCCGCGUGCAGGCCGUCAUCGACGGCCAGCGGCACGGCGGCUCCGGCUCCGGCCGCCUCGUCUCCGGCGGCCACCACCACCACGGCUCCUCCUCGGGCCACCUCCACUUCCACCUCGCCGCCUGCUUCAGGGCCUGAGAUCCGCCCGUCGACGCGGAUCUCGCGCCCCCUCGCCGGCCGGAUAGACGCCAUCCCCAUGGACGCAUGCAUCUCCGGCCCAGUCUCGUUGCUUUGUUAAUUAGAGUCUAGAUUGUCAGGUAUGUGAUGAUCGAAGGAUCAUGAGUGGGUUGAGUGCUAGCUAGCGUUGUUCGGGUCUGCGGGCGGGCGUGUUGGGACUUGGAAACACAGAUGGAUCAUCCGGACUCCGCUCCAGCUUGUGGCGAUGAUCCAUCGACGAUGAUGAAAAUCGAAGAUAUUUCAGUGCCUAUAAUAGAUUAACCAGAUGUUCUCGUGUCCCUUUCCUCUA